GUUUGAGCAGCAGAGGCCAGAGGCAGCAGAAGGAGAGAGAGAGAGCUUGUCUGUCACUGCGUUCGAGGAUCCCCCCUCCCCCCUGCAGCAGGAGCGCCGUGCCUCUCUCCCUGGGAGACUAAUCCAAAGAAGCAGGCAGUGCACUGAGCGGAAGAGAUUGGAUCGCCAUGGGAGUCCCCGUUCAUGGAUGUGUGGCUCUGGUGCUGGUUCUGGUCCUGACCCUGGGGCUGGAGGAGCUGGUGGAGGGGUGCAGCUGCAACCCAGCACACCCCCAGCAGCAGUUCUGCAACUCUGAGAUAGUCAUUCGAGCGAAAAUUUCAGGGGAGAAGAUUGUAUCUCCAAGCAACAACUCCUCGCCCUACCUGAAAAUGAUCCAGUAUGAAAUCAAAUUAAUCAAGAUGUUUAAAGGCUUCGAGAAGGUGAAGGACAUCCAGUAUGUCUAUACACCUGUCUUCUCCUCCCUCUGUGGGGUUAAGCUGGACUCCAGCAACAAGGUUCAGUACCUGUUGUCAGGGAGCAUGUGGAGUGAUGGGAAGGUCUCCAUUGGACUGUGUGACUUCAUUGAACCCUGGGACAACCUCUCCAUGUCCCAGAAGAAAAACCUUAACUACAGAUACCAGAUGGGUUGUGACUGCAAAAUUGCUACAUGCUACACAGUGCCCUGCUCCACCACCACGGACAACGAAUGCCUGUGGACGGACUGGCUGCUGGACAACAGCCUAAGUGGGGAUCAGGCCCGGCAGUUUGCCUGCAUCAAGCGCAGCGACGGCUCCUGCAGCUGGUACCGAGGGGGCCCGCCCCCUGAGAAAGACUUCAUGGACAUGUCUGACCCCUGAGCAGGAGGGAAGUAGGGGCGCCCCCAAAUUUCCCCCGAAGGUGUCUUCGGGGCCCUCUGCGGUGCUCCACAGAGACACUGUAGAAUCUCUCCCUCUAUCUCUGCUCCGCUCCCCGGGAACUCUCUCGCCACUCAGUGCAUCUUUUUCAUUCUGUCCGGAGCCCCAUGGUCCAGCUCAUCACUGGUAUGAAUGUAUUGAGAAAGCAACCAACCAGAGGCCGGACUUUUCCCAUGUACAGCUGUCCUGAAGGCAAUUUGCUUCAGAGAGACUUGAUUCAAUCAUGUCUGGGUACCUUAAUAUUCUUAGUGAUAAACUAGUACCCCUUGUGUAUCCUUCCUUUGUGUAUCCUUCCAGUGAUUCCAUUCCAGGUGUGUGUAUGCGUUUAUUCAUACACACAAAAUGAAAAUACUUUCACCAUGCCAUAAUGUCACUUAUUAAUUGUCAGUAAAGGUUGCUAAUCUUAAUGGCUGACCAAAUACGUCUGCUUAAGAUCUUAAUAUCUUAUCUUUGAGAAACAUGUCUAGGGGCAGCACCCAGUUCAAGAUGCCCUGAUUGGCCAAUAUGACAUAUUUGUUCACAUUUAUAUAUAAUUUGAAUGAAUACAUCUAUAUAUGAGUUGGAAUGGUACUUUUACACACACAUUUCUAUGUGCUUUAUAAGAAUGUAUAUAUUUGUGUGGUAAUUAACAACAUAAAUGUUAACAACUAAAAUAGAACAUAGUAGUCCUUUGUAUAGUUGACAGUAUACCCAGUACAUACCAUAAUUGAUGUUUCCUUGAUAUUUUCACUUUGUGUUGCAUUGCCUUGUGUUCUUAUAUAUUGUGCCCUGUAAAACUUUUUUUCUUGUGCCAAAAAGCUAAUACAUUGCUUUAACAUAAGCACCAG
Molecule: messenger RNA, 1720 nt
Organism: Megalops cyprinoides (Indo-Pacific tarpon)
Lineage: Eukaryota; Metazoa; Chordata; Actinopteri; Elopiformes; Megalopidae
Product: metalloproteinase inhibitor 4-like
Exons: 5
Coding region: 168-836 (222 amino acids)
Biological process (GO): negative regulation of membrane protein ectodomain proteolysis; negative regulation of endopeptidase activity
Cellular component (GO): extracellular matrix
Molecular function (GO): protease binding; metalloendopeptidase inhibitor activity
Source: RefSeq, a predicted model, not a curated record